Messenger RNA from Fraxinus pennsylvanica, 1581 nucleotides. NCBI's taxonomy places the organism in Eukaryota, Viridiplantae, Streptophyta, Magnoliopsida, Lamiales, Oleaceae. The record is from the annotation of a GenBank genome assembly.
AUGGAAUCCAAACAACCGGGCCCCCGAUCACCGCUGCUAGCGUCGCCGGACGGAUCUUCCUGCAAGGCGGAGAAGCUAUGCAUAGACGAUAUGUUGAAAAAAUAUUGCGGAGAGUUCGGUUUCUGGCAGCUAAGGCACUUCGUGUUAACCAGCUUAGCAUGGGCGCUCGAGGGUUUCCACACCAUGGUCAUGAUUUUUGCCGAUCGGGAGCCGGCAUGGAGGUGCUCCGGCGGUGGUUGCUCCACUGAGGCGAAGAGCGUUUGCCAUGUUGAGCCUGGUUCGUGGGAUUGGAUUGGUGGUUCCGGAAGCUCCACGGUGGCGGAAUUUGGGUUGAUUUGUGGAGAGAAAUACAAGGUCGGAUUGGUUCAGGCGUUGUUUUUCGGUGGCUGCAUGAUUGGUGCUGGAGUAUUUGGCCAUCUUUCAGACUCUAGUUUGGGAAGAAAAGGUUCUCUGUUGGUGGUUUGUAUCUUGAAUGCCAUAUUUGGUUCUCUCACAGCACUCUCUCCAAACUAUUGGACCUAUGCACUAUUUCGUCUUCUAACUGGUUUCAGCACUGGUGGAGUCGGCCUCUGUGCAUUUGUACUAGCCACAGAGCCCGUUGGCCCUUCAAAACGUGGUAUUGCUGGCAUGUCGACUUUCUAUUUCUUCUCAGGCGGAAUAGCCCUUCUCUCUGGUAUAGCUUACGUAUUUCAGACAUGGAGAGCCCUCUAUAUUGCAUCCUCCAUUCCAUCCAUUCUUUUCCUCGUAAUCGUGCUUCCAUUUGUGUCUGAAUCCCCUAGAUGGUGCCUUAUUAGAGGGAAGACUGGCCGUGCCAUGAAAAUUAUGCACGAAAUUGCUUCAUCAAAUGGAAAACACCUUCCGGAUGGCGUCCUUCUUGCCCUCGAUGAUGAAGCAAAUGAAGUUACAGAUAAGAUUGAAAGCAAUCAAAAAACAGCAUUCGAGUCGAAAGAAGUCACAACCGGAUCCCUCAUAGACGUACUCCGAUCACCACUCAUGCGUAUCCGUUUGUUUCUAGCAGUGGCCAUUAACUUCUUGUGUUCUGUUGUGUACUAUGGCCUUAGUUUAAAUGUUGUCAACCUAAAUACUAACCUUUACCUCAAUGUCCUCCUCAAUGCAGUAGCAGAAAUGCCUGCUUUUCUGUUAACUGCACUCUUACUAGACAAGUUUGGAAGGAAGCCAUUAGCCAUUGGGACUCUAUGGUUCAGCGGAAUUUUUUGCAUCAUCGGGAGUUUGCUAAAAUACCAAUACGGACUAUGGAACGUGGCCCGAAUGGUGUGUGGUAUUUUGGGGAUAUUUGGCAUGGCCGGAACAUAUAAUUUGCUGUUUAUUUACAUGGUUGAGCUUUUCCCGACCGUGGUUAGAAAUGCAGCACUAGGAUGUGGUACUCAGGCAGCACAAAUGGGAGCAAUAUUGGCGCCAUUUGUUGUGGUUUUGGGUGGAGGAAUUCCCUUUGUGGUGUUUGGGGUAUGUGGGAUAGCUGGGGGACUUCUGGCCUUCUAUCUACCCGAGACUUUAAAUAGGCCUUUAUAUGACACAAUGGGAGGAAUGGAGGAUGGAGAAGGUGCACACGCUAUAGUUUAA